Molecule: messenger RNA, 3482 nt
Organism: Anolis carolinensis (green anole)
Lineage: Eukaryota; Metazoa; Chordata; Lepidosauria; Squamata; Anolidae
Gene: rbm41
Product: RNA binding motif protein 41
Exons: 7
Coding region: 28-1314 (428 amino acids)
Biological process (GO): mRNA splicing, via spliceosome
Cellular component (GO): U12-type spliceosomal complex
Molecular function (GO): U12 snRNA binding; pre-mRNA intronic binding
Source: RefSeq, a predicted model, not a curated record
GCUUUUUUUUCCUGCCGGGCGCGGGGCAUGCCGGGACUUGUAGUCCGAAUAGGGCUGGAGGGCCAUGCCGCGGCCAUGAAGAGGGUCAGUGGCUUCUUGGGGCCCUCCGGGGAGGAGCCCUCGGGGCCCGAGGCGCUGGAGACGGAGGGCGAGCGGCAGCUGCGGAGCCUCCUGCGCCACCAGCUAGACCCCUCAGCCUCCCUAGAGAGAUGCCUCUCGCAGCGUUCCCGCUUUGCCCCGGCCGCUCUCUUCCAGCCCUCCUUCGGGGAGGAGGCCGCCGGGGCCCGCAGCCUGACUCACUUCCAGGCCUUGCAGCAGCGCAACCGGGAGGAGGAUGCCCUCCGGGACAUGGGCCUCUCCGACGCCGAGCGGCGACUCUGGAGGGGGAACCGGGGCGGAGAGGAACAGGAGGAGCAGAGCCCCGGUUUGGGGGCAACCCCUGAGGCUCGUCAGGACCGACUCCGUGCCAUCCAGGAGAAGAUUGCCGAGCGCCAGCGCAUCCUGGCCCUGCCCCAGCGCUUUGCAGGCAGCAAGCCGCUCAGCCGUCGGGAGAUGGAGAUCGAGCGCUCCCUCUUCCAGGGCACCGACCGACAUGCCUUCCUCCGGGGGCUCUACCACCAAGGUGAGGCUCCGCAGAAGGAUUCCUCUGCGACGGAAGGCCCUGCAGCUCGCCUGGAGACACUCUACCAGGAGGUCCUGGCCCCAGCGCCCCCGAGGGAGCCUCUCCCGGAACCCCCCACGCACGGCACAGACCCAGCACCACAUCCGGAAACAACAGCACUAGUCACACGCCCGGUGACCUUCAUCCCGGAAGAGGAGAUCUGCCAAAGCCGCCUCUCGGAGGAAGAGAUCCGCCAGAUCCCCCGGUUUGCCUCCUAUGACCCUGGAGAACCAAGCCAGGUGCUGUACCUGAAGAAUCUCAGUCGCCAGGUGACGGUGGAAGACCUUAUGUCGGUCUUUGCCAGGUUCCAGGAGAAGGAGGGCCCCCAGAUCCGGUUCCGCCUCCUGAGCGGACGCAUGCGAGGCCAAGCCUUCCUCACCUUCCCCAGCAUCUCAGUGGCCCAGGCAGCUCUGCAGCUGGCCAGUGGAUACCACUUGCUGGGGAAGCCCCUUGUCAUUGAGUUUGGGAAGAGCAAGGGGCGACCAGAGCCCAUUCCAAGUCCUGGGACACCUGCCCCACCUUCUGAGGAAGAAAACCUGACUAGUGUGGACGUGGCAGAGAACAGCAAAAAGCACAGAACAGGCAGCACCAUUGCAUCCAGAGAGGGGAUUGUUUUCUCAGGAGAAAGACCUGAUGUGGGGCAGCCCUCUUGAUAGGAGUUGCUGCUUCUGACUGACUCUGCUGGGUCUUUGUGAGGAGGAAUGUGGUCUUGGGCCCAGUAGCCGCUUCGUUCAGUUGCUGCUCUGCUUGUGGCAGCCAUGGCAAAGCAUCCAGGAACAGAACCAGCCCUUUCCUUUGCCUUCAGGGCCACCCUACUGGUUUUCUGGAAGGAGGGGACUCAUAGAAUUUGAAGAACCUAGCCCACCCCUAGGCCCAUUGAAAAGGGUGCUGAGUAAAUGUGAGAAGGCUAAUUUUGGGGUGCUAGGAUCCUCCAUGAGCCACAUUGGUCUCGAAAUGCAAAAUAACAUUGGCAGCUUAAGAAAGUUGGAACUCUGUGAGUUUUCCAGGCUGUCUGGCCAUGUUCCAGAAGUAUUAUCUCCUUAUAUUUCACCCACAUCUAUAGCAGGAAUCCUCGGAGGUUAUGAGGAAUAUUGGAAACUAGGCAAGUGGGGUUUAUAUAUCUGUGAAAUAAUGUCCAUGGUGGGAGAAAGUAUUUUGUCUGUUUGAAGCAAGUGUGAAUGUUGCAAUUAAUCACCUUGAUUAGCAUGGAAGGAUUCCCCAGGCAGGAAGCAGCCAGGCCUUGAAUCUGCCAUGCCAUUACAUGCUAGAUGACUAAUUAUAACAUUCAUACUUUCCCCAGCAGACAAGAGUUCUUUUCUCACACCCUGGACCUUCCACAAAUAUAUAAACCCCACUUACCUAGUUUCCAACAGACCUCACAACCUCUGAGGAUGCCUGCCAUAGAUGUGGGCAAAACGUCAGGAGAGAAUGCUUCUGGAACAUGGCCAGACAGCCCGCAAAACUCACAACAACUCAGUGAUCUCGGCCAUGAAAGCCUUCGACAACACAAAGUUGAAACAGCUCUAUACCUCACCUUUUUUCUCCAGGUGAGAUGCCAUUACAGUAUGGGGGCGGGGGCUUUCUUCCCUUUUGCCCCUCUCUGUCCUGAAGUGAUUAAACUACAUUGUAACUGGGUUGUUGUAUGUUUUCCGGGCUUGUAUGGCCAUGUUUGAGAAGUAUUCUCCCUUGACGUUUCGCCCACAUCUAUGGCAGGCAUCCUCAGAGGUUGUGAGGUAUGGAGAAACUAAGCAAGGAAGGUUAAUAUAUAUCUGUGGAAAGUCCAGGGUGAGGGAAGAACUCUUGUCAGUUGGAGGCCAGUGUAAAUGUUGCAGUUAAUCACCCUUAUUUAUUUAUUUAUUUCGUGUCAAAAGCAUUGUACAACAAAUACAAUUCGGGGGACACGGAAAGAGCCUCCCCGAAGAUUGAGUGAAUUCAGUCAGGCGUCCCCUGGGCAAUGUUUCUUUCCACCCCAAAAGCAUUGGAGUUAAUCACCCUAAUUUGCAUUGAAUGGCUACAUCUACUAGCUAUUUCCUGCCUGGGGGCAUCCUUUGUUAGCUGCCCCUAGUUCCCAUGUCUCAGAGUAUUGCUUCUUAUUUAUUGUUCUGAUUUUUGAGUUUUUUAAUACUGGUAGCCAGAUUUUGUUCAUUUUCAUGGUUUCCUCCUUUCUGUUGAAGUUGUCCACAUGCUUCAGAACAGUAAAUAAGAAGCAACACUCUGAGACAUGGGAACUAGGGGCAGCUAACAAAGAAUGCCCCCAGGCAGAAAGUAGCUAGUAGAUGAAACCAUUCAAUGCAAAUUAGGGUGAUUAACUGGAACAUUUAUGCUGGCCUCCAACUGACAAGAGUUCUUCCCUCACUCUGGACUUCCCACAUAUAUAUAUGAACCUUCCUUGCUUAGGUUCUCCAUACCUCACAACCUCUGAGGAUGCCUGCCAUAGAUGUGGGUGAAACGUCAGGAGAGAAUACUUCUAGAAUAUGGCCAUAAAGCCCGGAAAACAUACAACAACCCUGUGAUCCCGGCCAUUAAAGCCUUCGACAAUAUAUUGUAAUUUUUUUGACCAGGCAUUAGUUGGGUUUUUUGGUUGACUUGACUCAUGAGCUGUCCAGAGGAGGAGGGGAGGGAGGAGGCGGAGGGGGGGGGGGCUCAACUCGCAGGAGGGAGGCCUCAGGUGGAAACAGACCAUUGUCCCCCUUCCUCUGGUUAUGCCCCCCCUCCCCUUGGCCCUGUCCUGGCCCCUGUCCAGGCAUCUCUUGGGGAGGUUGGGGUCAGCCGUGAGGAGAGCUUAGGAAAGCAAAUCUGAUUAAAAGCGUCGUCAGCAGCA